UCUCCAAUUUUUUGAAUGGCUUUGUUAAUAUGCAAUAUCACAUUGUUUUAUUGUUAAUUUUGUUCCAAAAUAAUUCGAGAUGAAAUAAAUAGAUUGCUAAGAAUUUAUCGCAAUUAAAUAAAUUUCCGGUUUGAAAAAUAGAAAUUCGCGAGAGAGAAAACUCGUGAGUCCAUUUACGAGCUAUAGAAAUCAAGAGUGGGAGGGCCGGUUCUAAAAUAACAAAAAUUCACUUUAAGUUCAGAUCUGAAUAGAAUUUAUUUAGGGUCAUCGGAUGUGUCGGGAGUUGUGAGAUAUGACUCGCAAGGGAUGAAGUGAGGCGUGUGGCCUGUGGCGUGAGACGUGAAGAGUGCGUGGUGGGGGCUCAGCCGUGGUGGGGCGGCCCGUGAACGUCGACGAACGGAGGCGAACUCCGCCGAGGCAGAUCCAAAGAUGGCGGUGGAGGCAAAGAACGAGAGGUUCUCUUUUCUCAUGUGAGUGAGGCUCCGACAGAGAAACUCGACUCUCACGGUCUAAACCGGCGGCGCUCCAUGACAGCAGCCUAGCAGCAGGCAAAAGUGAAUAAGUGAGAAGCAGUCAGAAUUGAAGUUUCAAAUAGCCCAAGACCACAAUUAUCCCGACUGACCACAACAGCAUCAAUCAUGUGUAUGGGGAGGGAGUUGGUAACGGCGUGUAUCUUUUGUUUGCUGUGCACAACACACGCCCAUUGCUCUUCUCACCAUGAUAUCAACAAUUCCCAUUCAGUCAACGUCAAGUAUAACGAUGGCGGAGGCGGCAAGUUGGUCCCAGUCUCACACCUUGCAAGCGUCAAGCCGAGACAUGUAAGGGAGGUGAAGCCCACAACCAGUCUCACGGGCAUCUCAAAUGAAGACUACACACACUUUGUCUUCUACACAUUCGGCAAUGGGGAAAUCCUGACUAGAGGAGGAUUUGAAAAGCUCCUGGAUUCUCUUAGGCUCUCGAUCAGCCAGGAUACAACAAUAAAACAAAAUGAGACAACAAAUAAAAGGAUAUCGAAGAAUUCAACAACAAAAUUAGAGUGUGGUAAGCUGUUGCCAGAAAACAAGAAUGAGAUAUCCCAAGUUGAUUACAGGGAGCUAUGUCCUAGAAUUCUGUACCAACUGAUGCCAGAGGAAACUGGCGGUUGUUUUCACAGGCCGACCCACAAGCAUUCGCACCAUCAGCAUGAAGAUAAAUUUGAUGAUUCUGGCUCGACUGCUGCAGCAUGGGUGUAUGCUAGUAUUAGUGUCGUCUUAAUUAGUCUUUGCGGUUUGCUGGCUGUAGCUGUGAUACCAUUAAUGCAGAUGUCUCUGUACCAAGGGCUCUUGCAGUUCCUCGUAGCACUCGCAGUUGGCACUCUCUGUGGUGAUGCUCUUCUCCAUUUGUUGCCACAUGCUAUGAUGACAUCGCACCCACAUCAUCAUGCUCAUGGCCAAGGAAGCGAGGAAGAAGUGGAUCAACAUGAAAUAAACUUGUGGAGAGGAUUAGUUGCAGCACUGUCCAUUGUGUUUUUCUAUUUCAUGGAAAAAUGUCUUUCAUUAGUUACUGAGUGGAAGAAAAAAUACCAAAGAAAAACCAAGACUAACACCAAAGUGAGGGUUAUGAUUGAAGAUCAUGGUAACGAGGAGGCAGAGGCUCGUGUAGGUGAAAAAUUAUGUAAACAUAAAUACAGUUCAUAUCCUUACUGUUAUGGAGAAAUAACAAGCAGUACCGAUGGUCAUCGAGUUGGAGGUGAGUCGGAAAUUAAUAACAUCAGCAAGAUGAGAGAUGAAAAUGGGACAGCCAAAAUUCAGGAAGUUGGCGUUCAAGAGGAUGUAGAUACACACAAAGAAGAUGCGCCUGGUUCUGAAAAACAACUCUUGGAGACGCCAAGCGAUGUGCACAGUGACUACACGACUAUAAUCUUGAGGGAACAUGAGACCAGGCACCAUGGGCAUGCACACACUCACGGCCAUGUCCACUCAGCACCCGAAUCCCUCGGCUCUGUGGCAUGGAUGGUCGUCAUGGGCGAUGGUAUCCAUAACUUGACAGAUGGGCUUGCAAUCGGCGCAGCGUUUGCUGCGAACAUUGGUGGCGGAGUGUCGACAGCUGUAGCUGUUUUCUGCCAUGAGUUGCCCCAUGAAAUCGGUGAUUUUGCGGUGCUUUUGAAAGCUGGGAUGUCAGCUAAGCAGGCCGUUUUCUACAACAUGCUCUCUUCAUUUUUGUGCUUUUUCGGAAUGUCUAUCGGCAUAGUAUUAGGUCACAAUGACCAUGUUAAAUUGUGGGUCUUUUCUGCCGCUGCAGGAAUGUUCCUUUACAUUGCAUUAGUUGAUAUGAUUCCUGAGUUGACUAGUAGCCAUUCAAAAGAGGGUGGAUCUCUUUGCCAAUGUCUUCUGCAGCUUGUAGGACUCCUUACUGGAAUUGGAAUAAUGUUGCUGAUUGCACAUUAUGAAAGUAAUUUAAUGACGUCUUUCCAGAACAAAUUUUAAUAUGAGUGGUGAAUUAAAGAUCGGGGAACAAGUAAAAGGAUAUUUCAUGCUCAAAGCAUCACACGUUGAAAACAACUGUACAGACUUGAGACAAAUGAUGACCAAAUGUUUAUGUAGAUGGGGAAUUUUCCAAAACCAAUUAUUAUGACUUGUUAAUUUUAUAGGAUGUACAUAUUAACAAUGCAAUUGUUUCAAAGCUUUGUUCAUGCCCGGUGGCUGUAUGCCUAAUGCUUAUAUAUAUAUACUUUUUUUUAUCAAAAGAAAAUAAUCAAACUCAACUUCUGCCUACACUUCUUUUCUUUUUGUCAUUCUUUCAUUUUUUUAAAUAUAUAUUUUUUUAAUGUUUUUUUUUGUUUUUUUGUUCAGAAACAAACAGUUGUGACAUCACAACAACAACCGUUUUUUGUAUAUAUUAAUCUUUUAACUAGGGGGAAUUUUUGUUUUUUCAUAAAAUGCAUUCCUCAUACAUAUGGAAUAUAUAAUAAAUGUCUCAUAAAUAUAAAACUGUUUAUACUUAAAAAUAUAAUGUAUAAACUUGUAAACAUUUCAUUUUACGUUUCCAAAAAUUAAUUUUUAGUCGUUUGUAUAUAUUUUAAUUAAAUGAAAGAAACAUUGUCCCAAACACAUUGUCGGGCACAAGUACUGAUUUUUGUUUACUCGAUUGUUUCCUGUUUGAUUAUCAGUUAUUUUUAUAGAAUAAUUUUUAAUGGUAUAGGAUAUACAGAUCUGUAAAAAGAAAAUUCUGUGUGUAUUCUACUUAAUUUUUAUUAUUAUGUACUUAAAGAAUUGUAUAUUUUUUCAUGGCUUUAGUGCUUUCACAUUUUUCUAAGAAAAAAGGUUUAAUAAAAUGUAUAAAAAAAACUACUUAUGUUGUAAAAAGUAUAAUUUCUAAAUUUUUACUAAAUUCAAAAAAAGAAAGGUCACUCGGAAUGUCGUAAAAGAACUGAAAUGUCAUUAAUUUAUUUGUUUUAGGUAUUCAUUAAUUGGUUGCUACAUCUUUGCUUUAACCAAAUCUUUUUUGAUUAAUUAAAAAUAAUUUUAUGAAUGUUUAAAAAAAAUAAUAAAUUCGAUAAUAAAUUG
Cimex lectularius (bed bug) is the source of this 3545-nucleotide messenger RNA. It is a transcript of the gene foi, whose product is annotated as zinc transporter foi. Gene Ontology annotation, cellular component: membrane. Gene Ontology annotation, molecular function: zinc ion transmembrane transporter activity. The transcript is spliced from 15 exons. The coding region runs from base 639 to 2465 and encodes 608 amino acids. The record is from RefSeq and is a predicted model, not a curated record. NCBI's taxonomy places the organism in Eukaryota, Metazoa, Arthropoda, Insecta, Hemiptera, Cimicidae. Gene Ontology annotation, biological process: zinc ion import across plasma membrane; intracellular zinc ion homeostasis.